UCUGUCCAAAAAUCCUAUGAAACCUGAUAACAACACUCAUCGAAUCAUUGUUUCUUUCUUACUUUAUAUUUUCUAUAAUUGGUGAAGAUCUGUGAUCUGAAGCUACGAUCUAUUCCCUCGUUGCAUACUCAAUCUCUAAGAUAACACGAUAUGGCGUUGGUUACAACUGCGGAAGUUUGUGACGCAAACCCACAACUCCUUGUAAGCGGUGAACUUCGAGCACUGCAGCCGGUUUUCCAGAUAUACGGUAGGCGCCAGGUGUUCUCAGGUCCAGUUGUCACCCUCAAAGUUUUCGAAGACAAUGUUUUGGUGCGGGAAUUUCUUGAGGAGAAGGGUAAUGGGCGGGUCCUGGUGGUAGAUGGUGGUGGAAGCAAGCGGUGCGCCAUACUUGGUGGCAAUCCGGUAGUGCAAGCUCAGAAUAACGGGUGGGCAGGUAUUGUGGUCAACGGGUGCAUAAGAGACGUUGACGAGAUCAACAGUUGUGACAUUGGGGUUCGUGCACUUGCUUCUCAUCCCGUGAAAGCUAACAAGAAAGGGAUCGGGGAAAAGCAUGUUCCGGUUACACUUGCCGGGACGAGAAUCUUGGACGGUGAAUAUCUUUACGCGGAUACUGACGGGAUACUGAUCUCUAAAACGGAAUUAUCGGUUUGAACUUCAUCUUUCCACUAGGUAAGGUGUUAUUUAUUUGAUGAAAUGUCUUCUAUAAAUGUUCCACAUUUGUGUACUAAAUAUUGUUGACUUUUGAGACUACCUUAAAGAGUAUGUUGUCAAGGGACCAUAUGGGAUUUGGGUGGGUCGGAUGAGUUGGGUAACGGGUCAAAACAGUCAACUUUCUUGGCAAGAUUUUGAACUUUUAAACACAAUUGUCAAAUGUGAUUUCAAAACUCAUAUUGUUUUUAAUAAAGUUGAUUUAGUGGUUUUAUGUUCGGCUUGUUUGACCCAUUUGGCCCGUUUUCUUUCAAGCUACUUUUUGUUCUACAUGUUUUGACUGAUUAGAGAUGAACGUAACCACAAUCGACUAAAGGAUCUAAGUUUUAACCGGUUUUGACCUUGCUAUUCACAAGAUGAGUUAAUUUAGAUGGUAUAAUCAUAUAUGGCAACCAUAUGUUAUGAUGUUUUGUUUUUGUAUUGAUCGUUGGAUGCAUAAGAUUCGUAUGAAAUGACUAAAUCAAACAAGCCCCAAGAACAAAAUCGACAUACUGGGCCGAUCAUGAAAACAAGAAAGACUUAAACAUAGUAACGGCUGAUUAAUCUUAACCAGUCAACUACCAAGAACUGAUCGCUAGCGCCAGAUUCCAACUAGAUAGAUGCAACUCUUAGCAAAGUUUACAUUUACGCCAGAGGCUUUGCGAAUAAUACCAAACGUUAUUCAUUGAUAUAUUACAAAUUCACAAUAACCAAACGUUGUGCACUUCAUUCUGAUUGACCCCAUGGGUGGAUAAAAUGCCUUAACACAACACAAGCUGUGUUUUCAGAACCGAACUGAACUGGAUGGCUUACGGUUCAGCCAUCGGAUCAGAUAUAAGAACUGGGAGAUACAACCCAAAUUCAAAUAUUUAAAAUUUACGGCAUGUUUAUGAGUUGCGUCAAAUAUUUAUAUAAUUUGCAUGUUAACUCCUAUUUGUACCCUUGUCUCUCUCGCCUCCUAUAAAUUUGAUAGCACAAAAAUACUUUGACCCGGUUUGACAUCAGUUUGGUUAGAGCAUUCAGAUUCAGAUUCAUGCCAUCAAAUUAUGUGUGUAGAGUUUUUAUAAUAUGAAGAGUAUAAAAAGUGAUUGUGAGGAGGAGAGAGAAAAUGUUACUAUUUAUUUGUAUACUAGGUUAUUCCCCGGGUAGAUACCCGGGUAGGAAAAUUUAAAUUACAAUCAAAAGCAACAAUAAUAUACGGGUUCAAUAGUCAUCAACACACCCUUAAAUCUUUUUAUGAAUAUAAAAAUGAAAAUAUUAGAAAUUUUUGUCAACUCUAGACCACAACAUGCUAAACCAUAUCCAUUGUGACCUCAUUAAUAAAAGCAUUUAUAAUAUGUACCUUUGUUACAUUAAGAGUUAGUUUCCCAUUAACUUCUACAAUCCAUUAAAGAGCAUAUACACUAUAUCAUGUACUGAACUCCCGUGAGAGACGGCCUGCAAUAAUUUAUAUUCAAAAAGAGAAUACAUAAAGACAAUCACUAACACAUCAUCAAAGUUAUUAAGGUAAAGAAACAAUAAUCCUAGUAAAUAUAGUAUAGAUCUAUAAAAUAAAACCACAUUAUGCAAAAUCAUAAACCUCUAUAAGUAACGGCUUGAAGACCCAUGUAAUUCAAUAAGUUGUUUAGUUAUAUACCUUUUCACAAGGCUAAAAAGAAACGAUCAAGUAUCAGGUUACAGUUUAAACAAACCAAAUUGGUGCAUCAAGAUUUUUGUACUCUUUAUAUUAUAGCAUCACAUUUUGACAAAAACAUAUACCUGAAGUGCAGUUUUGUCAUUAUCUUGAUUAACCAAUGUUAGUAUCUUGAAAAACUUGAGUAAUUUGUGUGAUCCCCACAAGAUUAUUUGGACACUAGAUGGUAAGAACCUCAAUGAGAGCUAGCAAAUCUGCAAAAAAAAAAAAAAAAAAA
Molecule: messenger RNA, 2597 nt
Organism: Helianthus annuus (common sunflower)
Lineage: Eukaryota; Viridiplantae; Streptophyta; Magnoliopsida; Asterales; Asteraceae
Product: putative 4-hydroxy-4-methyl-2-oxoglutarate aldolase 2
Exons: 2
Coding region: 151-651 (166 amino acids)
Biological process (GO): regulation of RNA metabolic process
Molecular function (GO): ribonuclease inhibitor activity
Source: RefSeq, a predicted model, not a curated record